This is a messenger RNA of Anopheles funestus (African malaria mosquito), 4108 nucleotides long. RefSeq names its product sodium-dependent neutral amino acid transporter B(0)AT3. NCBI's taxonomy places the organism in Eukaryota, Metazoa, Arthropoda, Insecta, Diptera, Culicidae. Bases 792 to 2945 code for a protein of 717 amino acids. Gene Ontology annotation, cellular component: membrane. The record is from RefSeq and is a predicted model, not a curated record. Gene Ontology annotation, biological process: sodium ion transmembrane transport. The transcript is spliced from 10 exons.
AUUUUUGGAAAAGCUUGAAGACCGCUGGUUGGCGCUUUCAGUUGACUCGCAUUCGUAGUUCAAAGUGAACGUGCAAUAUAUCUUUUCGCUUUGGCAGUGCUUUUGACCGGACGGACCAGCGGAGUGGUCCCGGACCAAUCUGCACACGGAACGUGUCCCCGUCGGAACGCUUCAACCAUUGCUUUUCCGUACUAAUUUUCCGACUUGCUUUUGGAGUGGAUGCAAAGAGUGUAUCUCCGGAGUGGAAGAUAAUCCGCCAAAGGGGAGGGGAAGGAAAAGACAAGAAAAAAGGCUCGUACAAGUGUCUUGUGUGUAUCCAAUCACAUGAUCCGUCUCUUCGUAGCGCCGCGCAACAGUCGCAGGGAAACGGAAUCUUAAACUUGGUGGAGCAGUGUUGCUGUCUUGGAAGCACGUCAUGCACGAAUAGCCCGCACACAUAUACCUAGCUCGGUUCGCGAUUUUCACCAACCCAUAUCCGUAAGGCGGAAGUCAUCACGGGACGGUACGGCACACACCGUCGGAAGCAGCACCACCAGGUCGCAGUACAGACACAGGGCACAGGCCGAGCAGCGAACGGAACAGGACCGGGUGGAUAGCACUUUGUGAUCGUACGAGACGAACAAAAGCGCAACGCACAAAUCGUUACAAACAGCAUUAUUAGACGGUUCACUAUCGGCAUUUUGCGCCCGUACGCCCGGCCCCGUUUACAUUCGCUUCUUGGCGGUGUGUUGGUUGAUUAGUGCUGGUGGCACGGUAGUGGUGCCCCUCCCCCGGCCAGUGGUGUGGUGGUAAUGGCCAACACUGCACAUCUGUUCCGCAGGCAGAGUUCUCGCGAUUUGAUCCAGCAGGCGACUGUACGCAGCUUAGAUGAGCUUGAACUAAGAGAGCUACGUAGCCGGUUGGUGCGUGCUGAGAACGGUUCCCAAAAUGUCGUGUACGGUGCAACGAACCAGGCAUUCAUCAGCGAUGAUGAUCCACCGAUGGGCCGCAUACUCGACAUUGGACCGUCGGCAACCGGUCCGCCCGGCAAGGAUACACGCAAGCUCACCAUGCAGGCAUCGAUCGUAUCCCAGCAGCAGGAGGCCGCGAUCGUCGAACGGCCGGAAGACGAGCGUGAAAGCUGGGACAGCAAGUGGACGUUCCUGCUCGCUACCAUUGGCUACGCGGUCGGUCUAGGUAACGUUUGGCGCUUUCCGUAUCUGGCACAGAAAAAUGGCGGCGGUGCCUUUCUGGUACCAUACUUCGUCAUGCUACUGCUCCAAGGUUUGCCCAUCUUCUAUCUGGAGUUGGCGAUCGGUCAGCGACUGCGCAAGGGUGCGAUCGGUGUAUGGCACGAGGUGUCCGCAUACCUCGGCGGCAUAGGCAUCUCGUCCGCCUUCGUCAGCUACAUAGUAGCCCUGUACUACAACACCAUCAUCGCCUGGUGCCUGAUCUAUCUGCUGCACAGCUUCGAAACACCGCUACCGUGGGCCGAAUGUCCGAAGCGAUUGUUUAAAAACUUUACCUAUGAUAUCGAGCCGGAAUGUGUGGUAUCAUCGCCCACCAAGUAUUACUGGUAUCGGGAAACACUUCAAGUUUCGCCGAGCGUAAAUGACCCGGUACAGAUUAACUACACCGUUGCGCUGGCACUCAUCACCGCCUGGUCGCUUGUUUACCUCUGCAUGGUACAGGGCAUUACCGAGUCGAGCAAGAUCGUCUACAUAACCGCCAUAUUCCCGUACGUGGUACUCAUCAUAUUCUUCUUUCGUGGCAUCACGCUCAAGGGUGCAUCGGACGGCAUUGCCCAUCUCUUCACACCACGCUGGGAGUCGAUACUGGAACCGGUCGUAUGGUUAGAGGCCGGUACGCAAAUCUUUUUCUCGCUCGGUCUUGCUUUUGGGGGACUGAUUGCAUUCAGCUCAUACAAUCCAGCCAACAACAACUGCUACCGCGAUGCUCUCGUUGUUUCCAUUACCAAUUGCUCCACGUCUAUGUUUGCGGGUGUGGUUGUAUUUUCAGUGAUUGGGUUUAAGGCUACUUCAAUCUACGACAGCUGUAUCGAGGAACGAACUGAAAUGAUACGCCAGAACAAAUCACAUACUCUAUUGCCUGUGUGCGAUCUGCAGAAGGAGCUAGAAAAUAGCGCUUCCGGUACCGGGCUGGCAUUUAUCAUCUUCACCGAAGCGAUCAACCAAUUUCCGGCGGCACAACUAUGGGCAGUUCUGUUCUUCCUGAUGCUGUUCACACUCGGUAUCGAUUCACAGUUUGGUACGCUCGAGGGCGUCAGUACAUCGCUGAUGGACAUGAAGCUGUUUCCGAACGUACCGAAAGAGAUGAUUACUGGGGGAUUGUGCAUAUCGUGCUGUGUCCUAUCGAUGUGUUUUGCAAACGGCGCCGGUAGCUACAUCUUUCAGCUGAUGGAUAGCUUUGCCGGUAGCUACACAUUGCUCAUCAUUGCUUUCUUCGAGUGCAUCGGUGUCAGCUAUAUCUAUGGACUUAAAAGGUUUGCGGAUGACAUUGAGUUGAUGACAGGUGCUCGACCAAGUCUUUACUGGAUGCUGUGCUGGAAGUAUAUAUCACCGAUCGCAAUGAUUACGAUUCUAGUUGCGUCAUUUCUGGAACUUGCCUCCGAAGGUAGCAGCUACCCGGGAUGGAAUGCACUAACCGGUGGUACCGAUCGGCUCGAGUGGCCCCAUUGGUGUAUUGUAGUGGCCAUUUUACUGAUUCUUGUGUCCAUUCUGUGGAUUCCUGGUGUGGCCAUCCUGCGGCUAUGUGGUAUCAACGUUAUCGAAGACAGUGAGCCGGCCUGGUUCCCAUCGGCCGAACUGCGCGAUGUGCACGGUAUCGUACCGCACGAACCAACCGAUAUCGAGAUCUCGUUAUUUUGUAUACGCGCGGACGGUUCGGAAGGGCUUUGCUGUCCAACGUAUGGACCGCGAGAGCAGCCGCUCGACGAGGAGGAGUAAAUCUUUGGUUGUGGACGUCUGCAAAAAGGGUGUUUGUAAAAAGAAACAAAGCAAGCGUUAUUAUCCUACCGUAACAUAGCGUAAACAAAACCAGUUACAGUUCAGUGUGCUAUAGUGAUUAACGUUACCAGAUCCGAGGAUCCUCCCAACCCCCCCACCCCCUUUCUGUCCAUUGUUAAGUUGACAGCCGGAGCAUGCAACGUACCAUCUGAACACGCUAAACUGAGACAUCCACGUCCACAGGAUAGUAACAUCCAAAUUAUACAUACAACAUAACCUAGACACAGCUACUCAAUAGCUUUAAUGGUUCGACAGUUGCAAAAAAAAAGCCAUCCUAUGCUAUGUUAAGUAUAAAUGUUCGAAUUUAGUGUUUAAACGUAAACAAAAAGGUAACAAGCGAAACAAAAAAAAACAAGUUAAGACAACAAAAGGAAGAGAAAAAAAACCAACAAUCAAACGCCCAGCACAGUGCAAAACGCAUCCAACAGUUGAGGAAAAGCGUAAAUGACAAGACUUGAAAAUUAUACAAAAAAAAAAAUCUAUCAUCAAUUAACACUGCUAGUCCACCUUGUUGUCGCUGACCUACCGACCUUAGCAUAUCAAUGUGUUCCCAAUCGACGGUUAUUUAUUGUUGGGAUGUUCUUACCAAAACAAGAAAAAAAACAAACAAAAUCCACAAAAAACGUAAUUAAACCAACCAAUGGAAGAAAAAAAAACAACAUGUCCGAGAGCUCCGUUCGCAAUAGCCGACAUAGACGAAAGACGAACGAGUUGAAACUGUUAAAAAUCUGACAAUAACCUGUUGCCUGGACCUACUGCUGUCGGUGAACGCUGUUCAGGUGCACAAUCUCCCGUAAAAGGUGUCAUGAUCCAUGGGCGUUCAGCGUUUCAGCACAUAAGUAGAUACGACAAUAACGUGCAACCAUGACUAAUAACAUAUACAAAUAUACAUAUAUAUAUCUAGAGUGGCGUACGCGGUAUAGAACAACAACGCUAAUCAAAGAAUCUUGAUUGUUGAAUGCAGUAUACAUAUUAUAUAUAUACACACACAAACUCGUAGCCACGCAUGUCUGUACAUAUAUAAUAAUUUAUAAUAAAGGAAGACGUUAUAGAGUGGGUCUAAGGUGUUGUCAAACAAGAUCAACCUUGAUCGUAUAAUCAAA